Messenger RNA from Drosophila elegans, 504 nucleotides. RefSeq lists its product as uncharacterized. The record is from RefSeq and is a predicted model, not a curated record. Bases 27 to 410 code for a protein of 127 amino acids. Lineage: Eukaryota; Metazoa; Arthropoda; Insecta; Diptera; Drosophilidae. The transcript has a single exon.
UGAGAAACCUCUUAGUUUUAAAGUUGAUGCUUGUUUUCCUACUCGGAGAUGUACUGGCGGACAAAUCCCAGAGUUCCCAGAAAAGUGGCGUGCUGGAGUCCAUUCAAACCAAAGUCCUGAUCAUCUCCAGCGUGGUUCUGAUCACCUGCAUUUGGCUGGGAUGCGCCUACUUCAUGGCCAAUCGUCACCAGACGGCAGUUCAGUAUCUGCAAAAGCAAGUCGACGAGCUGUGGCUGCUGCAGGCGAAGCCCUCCGUCUGGCCCCAUGCCCCCUUCAUCCCUAGUCCCCGGGAGCCGAAUCCGCAGGAGUACAUUCCGCCAAAGGAUCCGCAGGAGCAGGAACAGGAGGCCAUUGAGGCGGAGGAAAGUGCCGAAAAGGCCAAGGCAAUAAUGGAGGCCAGAAACAAUUAAAAAGAGUGAGAUGAAAUGUGAACUGAUAAAUAAUUUCAUUUACUAAUAGAAUUUUUUUAAAACAAAUUAUUGUGUCCCAAAAAUGUAUACUUUG